UCUGGUGACAUCUGUGGUCUUCUCUCUCUUCCAUGCAAUUAUGUGUAUAGAGACACAGCUUGCUUUAUUCCAUUAGAUCUGAAAAAGACCAGUUACCCAACCUCAUACAUCAUUUUACUAAUUCCCAAUCACUCUCUUUGAUGAGGAUCACAGGUGCCCAUCAAACACACAAGAACCUCCCUUCCUUCUACUUCUCUUCCUUAUGCAUGAAAUCAUUCAAUUGCUGAGGAUGUUUGCCUCUGCAAAAGGAAACUGAAAACUGAAACUAACUAGCUUUCCCACCCCCCACAAGGCCAAAAACCAAACCUCCUUUAUUUUCUCUCGACUUUUCCUCCCUCUUUCUCUCCCCACUUUUACCAUGUCACCCGAUGACAUACCACCUUCAAAGCCCGCCACAGCAACAACAACGGACCAAGAGACCCAAAGUUCAGGCGGCAGAAAAGGCUCCUCCACUAGGCCCCAAGAGCAAGGCCUCAAGUGUCCACGAUGCGACUCACCCAACACCAAAUUCUGCUACUACAACAACUACAGCCUCACACAGCCAAGGCAUUUCUGCAAGACAUGUAGAAGAUACUGGACAAAAGGUGGGGCUUUGCGUAACGUCCCUAUUGGCGGUGGAUGCAGGAAGAACAAGAAGGUGAGGUCAUCGAGGCUUUCAUGUGACUCCAAGGACUCUGGUUCCUCCUCUUCAGACCUUGGUGGCCUCAAGUUCCUUCAUACUCUUCCUCCUUCCAUGGACUUUCACCUUGGAGGGUUACCCUUCCCUAGGCUUCACCAUCACCCUCCAGCAACUUAUAACCAAUUUUCCUCUUUUGGGGACACUUCCAGUCCUUCAUGUUUCAACCUUGACCCUUCUCCUGGCACCACCUCAAGUUCUUUCGCUGCUCUUAAUUACCCAUUUUCUUACAAUGGUGCAAUCCAAGGUAUGAGCGCUAUGAAUGUUCACAGUGGUCACGCCUCUUCCAUUGAGUCUUUGAGUUCUAUAAACCAGGACUUGCACUGGAAGUUGCAGCAGCAGCGAUUGGCAAUGCUGUUUGGUGGAGAUAACGGCCAGAAAGAUCACGGUGGUAAUGGUGGGGUGUCACCAACGAUUAACCACCUCGAGAACCAGACACAGAAACCACAACCCAUUUUGUUUCAAAAUCUUGAGGUUUCAAAGCAUGGGAUUUUCCCCGUUGAGAACUCUAGAAAAGAAAAUGGUCCAUGUGGGGACACACACACACCCUCCACUGAGUGGUUCUUUGGGAAUUCUUAUGCCUCGGUGACUCCUCCUACAGCUACUACUACCAGUAGUGGUGGCCCAGGGAAUGAUAAUGCAAGCAAUUGGAGUAGCGGUGUGAAUGCUUGGGGUGAUGUGCCGCAGCAAUAUACUGCUUUGCCCUAGCUAGCUAGAUGUGAAAGCACGAGGGAGGAUAAAGAGGAGUAAGAGGAUGGAAAAGCUUGUUAAUGUUACCGUUUCCCUGAAGACGUCAUUGGGAUCUGUGAUGGAAUUAUUUUGGCCUGUUAGGGUUUAAAAAUGGGGUAGAAUUGAAUGUGAUAUCUUUGAUUUGUUUUAUGUUCAGUGGUUGAUAUCCAAAACAAAACUUAUACAGCAUCAGCGUGUCCCUCUCUGUGUGUAUCAGAGAAUUGAGUCUCAGGCUCUUGAGCCACUGAUCAACGCUACACAAAACACGCAGUGGCUGGCCGUAGCUUUCGCUGCUUGGCCUCAUCUUAGCCUGCACUGUACUAUCAGCCCUUCUACCCUUCUUCUCUUCUCUCUCUCUCUUCCAAAAUAUCAUACAUGCUGCUGCUGCUGCUAAGACUAUUCGUAAUUAUUGUGGCAGUGUGGUGUGAUUUGGUGGUGUCUGAAAAAGUGGUGAUUUGAAAGUGAAUUGAAUGAAACACUGUCAACGUUUGAAUAAUAAGAGACAUAAAAAUAUGGUAUCUAAAGCUUAGGUUCGAUAUUUUUUUGGAGCAUUGGAUAAAAAUAUAAAAGUUAUGUUGUUUAGCUUUUUAGCGUGUUGGAGAGUGAGCCCUUUCAU
This is a messenger RNA of Vigna angularis (adzuki bean), 2021 nucleotides long. RefSeq names its product dof zinc finger protein DOF5.7. Gene Ontology annotation, biological process: regulation of DNA-templated transcription. The record is from RefSeq and is a predicted model, not a curated record. The transcript has 2 exons. Lineage: Eukaryota; Viridiplantae; Streptophyta; Magnoliopsida; Fabales; Fabaceae. The coding region runs from base 359 to 1384 and encodes 341 amino acids. Gene Ontology annotation, molecular function: DNA-binding transcription factor activity; DNA binding.